AUGACUGUCCUAGAUAAUGAUACGUUUCUCAUACGGCUCUCUGAAGUUUUCAAAGCGGCCGAACCAAUCGGAAGAAAGGUCUUGUUGUCCAUGAAACGAUACACUUACGGCGAAAGAAAACUAAUUGCUAAACAACAAAAAGAGACAACCGAGUCUUCAUCAGAGGCUAAAGAUGUAUCAUCAGAUAUGGAAUAUCCUUGUCUUUUCAGAGCCGUCUGCGGAAAGACCAAGCUCUCUACAGUAGUAACAACCAAGGAUGGCAAUAAAUUUCUCAAUGAAUACCAUACACUACUCAGAGGAUUCAUCAAGAUGAAACCAAAAGACAGAAAGAAAGACAAGGAAAAGAAGGCAGUACGAGUACAGAAGAAAAAGGCUACUACUGGGUAG
Paraglomus brasilianum is the source of this 387-nucleotide messenger RNA. The record is from the annotation of a GenBank genome assembly. NCBI's taxonomy places the organism in Eukaryota, Fungi, Glomeromycota, Glomeromycetes, Paraglomerales, Paraglomeraceae.